This is a messenger RNA of Laetiporus sulphureus 93-53, 345 nucleotides long. RefSeq lists its product as uncharacterized. NCBI's taxonomy places the organism in Eukaryota, Fungi, Basidiomycota, Agaricomycetes, Polyporales, Laetiporaceae. Bases 125 to 301 code for a protein of 58 amino acids. The record is from RefSeq and is a predicted model, not a curated record. The transcript has a single exon.
GUUAAGGUGUAUCUUCAUAAAUCAACGGACGAGACAAAGAAUUGCGCAGCGGAGCGAUCCGACCCACGAGGACAACACCCAGAUGGGCCUCUUGCUUCCUUGAAGCCGAUAGAACACGGUCACAAUGCGGCGAUUUGAUGGCACCUGGAAUGCAUGCAGCACGUCCAUCCUUUGUAGGAAGAGUACGGGUGGUCACGACGUCUCGCCCGAUUUCUUGAUGGCAGAGGUGCAGGGCAUGCAGACUACACUGAAGGAGCCGAGCCGGUUCGCUGCAUUGCGCACACUGAGUUUGGGGUCCUGAGAUACACAGGAGGGUUCGAAAUAAAUAUGUAAUUUGCUGAUCAA